Molecule: messenger RNA, 1130 nt
Organism: Jaculus jaculus (lesser Egyptian jerboa)
Lineage: Eukaryota; Metazoa; Chordata; Mammalia; Rodentia; Dipodidae
Gene: Lrtm1
Product: leucine rich repeats and transmembrane domains 1
Exons: 3
Coding region: 60-1103 (347 amino acids)
Cellular component (GO): plasma membrane
Molecular function (GO): protein binding
Source: RefSeq, a predicted model, not a curated record
GUGAAUUCACACGGUGGGCUACGUGUUGGGCAAGAACGCUGGCCCCCGAAGACUGAGUCAUGAGAGGUGUUGCGCUGCUGCUCGACAGCACACACAUCCUCCUUCUCCUCCUCUACGGUGUGGGCGGCUGCCCCCCAAAGUGCUUCUGUCACCCAUCUGCGAAGUGGGUGGACUGCAGUGGCCAGGGCCUGGCUGAGGUUCCUCCUGACUUGCCCCCGCAGACACUGAUGCUGUUCCUACAAGAUAACCGAAUUCGCUGGCUUCCUGCUCUUGCGUUUCGUACCACUCCAUUGCUGACCACCUUAAACCUGUCAAACAACUCCCUUUCCAGUCUCACCCCUGAAUCUUUCUAUGGACUUCGGCACUUGCGGGUUUUAAACCUAACCCAGAACUCGCUGCCUUCCUUGGAAAGCAGCCUCGCCCACACCCUGCCCCAGCUUAGGGAGCUGCACUUGUCCUACAACAACCUGCGGCGCCUGCCCACAUCCCUGGGCCAGCCUUGGGAGAACCUGACGGUGUUCGCCGUGCAGCAGAACCAGCUUCUGCACCUGGAGCGCGCGCUCCUGGAAUCCAUGCCCAGCGUGAGGCUGGUGCUCCUCCGGGACAACCUUUGGAGAUGCGACUGCCACUUGCUCCGUCUGAAACUGUGGCUGGAGAGAUUCAUCUUUGAAGGGGGCGUGACGGAUGGCGUCAUCUGUGGGUCACCUGACCUCUGGAAGGGGCAGGAUCUCCUCUCCAUCCCUUAUGAGCUCUACCAGCCCUGCCCUUUGCCUUCCUCAAGCCUGACAUCCUUACAUGGUCAGCAGCCUGGUUCUGCCCAGAGGGAGGUGGCGGAGUCUCCUGAGAAUCACUCAGGACAGCAAGAGCCUUUGGACUGUGAAAACAAACCCAAGCCGCGGCCGGUCAACCUGCGCCAUGCAUUGGCUACUGUGGUCAUUACGGGGGUAGUGUGUGGGAUCGUGUGUCUCAUGAUGCUGGCCGCUGCCAUCUACGGCUGCACCUAUGCAGCAAUCACAGCCCAGUGCCACAGGGGAUCCCUGGAGCCCACUACCAAGCCUGGGAAGACAAAAGGAAAAGACCUGCUGGACAGGCCAGCAGCCUGAGAGCCUUCUUGUCAAAGAGGAUGGAUC